Molecule: messenger RNA, 1131 nt
Organism: Aphanomyces astaci
Lineage: Eukaryota; Oomycota; Saprolegniomycetes; Saprolegniales; Verrucalvaceae
Product: CMGC/CK2 protein kinase
Exons: 1
Coding region: 53-1084 (343 amino acids)
Biological process (GO): protein phosphorylation
Cellular component (GO): nucleus; cytosol; protein kinase CK2 complex
Molecular function (GO): protein serine/threonine kinase activity; ATP binding
Source: RefSeq, a predicted model, not a curated record
CUACGUCCUUUAUAUACCAUCCGACGUUUCGAUAUUUUGCGCAAUAAGCACCAUGUCCCGCUCCAGAGUCUACGCUGACGUGUGUGCCUCGCGUCCUCGAGGGUAUUGGGACUACGAGAACUUUGACGUGGUGUGGGCAGACCAGGACGCAUACGAAGUGCGUCGGAAGGUGGACCGAGGCAAGUACAGCGAAGUGUUUGAAGGUGUCCACGUCGCCAGCGGCAGUCGAUGCUGUGUCAAGAUCCUCAAGCCUGUCAAGAAGAAGAAGAUCCAGCGGGAGAUCAAGAUCCUGCAAAACCUGCGCGGAGGGCCCAACAUCAUCCAGCUCCUCGACGUCGUGCGCGACGUCCAGUCGAAGACUCCGUCGUUGGUGUUCGAGUACAUCAACAACUACAACUUUAGGUCGCUGUACCCGACACUCACAGACUUUGACAUUCGGUACUACAUGUUCGAGCUCCUCAAAGCCCUCGACUUUUGCCACGCCAACGGCAUCAUGCACCGCGACGUGAAGCCCCACAACGUCAUGAUUGACCACGAGAAGCGCCAGUUGCGGCUCAUUGACUUUGGUCUCGCGGAAUUCUACCACCCAAACCAGGAAUACAACGUUCGAGUGGCAUCUCGGUAUUACAAGGGCCCGGAGCUGCUCGUGGACAUGCACGAGUACGAUUACUCGCUCGAUAUGUGGAGCGUGGGAUGUGUGUUGGCCGGCAUGAUCUUCAAGAAGGAGCCGUUCUUCCACGGCCACGACAACUGCGACCAACUGGUCAAGAUCGCCAAAGUCAAAGGCACAGAGGAGCUCUUCGACUACCUAACGACAUACGACUUGGAGCUGGACCCGCAGUACGACGGCAUCCUCGGCACGCACUCGAAGAAGCCCUGGGACAAGUUCGUCACCCCCGACAACAAGCACUUGGUGUCGGCGGACGCGCUCGACUUUUUGGACGGACUGCUCAAGUUUGACCACCAGGAACGGCUGACGGCCAAGGAGGCGAUGGCCCAUCCGUACUUUCAAAGCGUGCGCGACCACCGCGAUGACGAACUCUCCGUGCCGAUGGCUGACGUAGCCAUGUCGGAUUCAUAUUGAUGUUCACGUUGCCAUAUGACUGAUAAUUCGGAUCUGAUGAAUUUGCA